GUUUGACAAGAAACCAAUAUACAAGUCUCCCGCAAAUAAGUAUCAAAAUUUCACAAACACCUAUGUAUACAACAUUAUGAUUAAGACAGGAAAUGGUACUCCUAACCGUGCUGAUACUUAUCAUGAAGCUACACAAGAAUAG
Messenger RNA from Funneliformis geosporum, 142 nucleotides. Lineage: Eukaryota; Fungi; Glomeromycota; Glomeromycetes; Glomerales; Glomeraceae. The record is from the annotation of a GenBank genome assembly.